Balaenoptera acutorostrata (minke whale) is the source of this 2893-nucleotide messenger RNA. It is a transcript of the gene SCP2, whose product is annotated as sterol carrier protein 2. Gene Ontology annotation, molecular function: acyltransferase activity, transferring groups other than amino-acyl groups. Lineage: Eukaryota; Metazoa; Chordata; Mammalia; Artiodactyla; Balaenopteridae. The transcript is spliced from 17 exons. The record is from RefSeq and is a predicted model, not a curated record. The coding region runs from base 208 to 1836 and encodes 542 amino acids.
UAGUCCUGCGGGCGCGUUAGGCCAGUCGUUCCUACGUUAGCUGCGGCUCCCGUGCCCAGAAGUGUCCGAGCCAUGCAUGUGGACAUCUCACAGUCUCCGCUCCGGAACCGGGUGUUUGUGGUGGGCGUUGGGAUGACCAAGUUUGUGAAGGACGCCCUAAGAUGACCCAAAGUCCGCACCUCCUUUGAAUCUGGGUGGAAUCCUAAGAUGUGUGGACCUCUGACGGAGGCAAGGUCCGCCUCACACCCGAAAGGAAAGCAGUUCACAAAGCCCGGAGUUGAGAAUUCAAGAGACUACCCUGACUUGGCAAAGGAAGCAGGCCAGAAGGCUUUAGCGGAUGCACAGAUCCCUUAUUCUGCAGUAGAACAGGCAUGUAUUGGCUAUGUUUAUGGUGACUCUACCUGUGGCCAGAGGGCUAUCUAUCACAGUUUGGGACUGACUGGAAUUCCUAUAAUCAACGUCAACAAUAACUGUUCUACUGGUUCAACUGCUUUGUUUAUGGCCCGGCAACUGAUUCAGGGUGGUCUGGCAGAUUGUGUCUUGGCUCUUGGGUUUGAGAAGAUGGAAAAGGGACCCCUUGGAUUAACAUUUUCAAAUAGGACCAAUCCAAUUGAUAAACAUCUCGAAGUCCUGAUCAACAAGUAUGGAUUGUCUUCCCACCCAGUUGCUUCUCAGAUGUUUGGGUUUGCUGGAAAAGAGCACAUGGAAAAAUAUGGAACAAAACUUGAACACUUUGCAAAAAUUGGAUGGAAAAAUCAUAAACAUUCAGUUAAUAACCCGUAUUCCCAGUUCCAAAAGGAGUACAGUUUAGAUGAAGUGAUGGCAUCUCCAAAAAUUUUUGAUUUUUUGACUAUCUUACAAUGUUGUCCCACUUCAGAUGGUGCUGCAGCGGCAAUUUUGGCUAGUGAAGCAUUUGUACAGAAGCACGGCCUGAAAUCCAAAGCUGUGGAAAUUUUGGCUCAAGAGAUGGUGACUGAUAUGCCAAGCUCGUUUGAAGAAAAAAGUAUUAUUAAAAUGGUUGGCUUUGAUAUGAGUAAAGAAGCUGCCAGAAAGUGCUAUGAGAAAUCUGGCUUGAGACCAAGUGAUAUUGAUGUAAUAGAACUUCAUGAUUGCUUUUCCACCAAUGAACUUCUUACUUAUGAGGCACUGGGACUCUGUCCAGAAGGUCAAGGUGGGAAACUGGUUGAUAGAGGAGAUAAUACUUAUGGAGGAAAGUGGGUCAUAAAUCCUAGUGGUGGAUUGAUUUCAAAGGGACACCCACUUGGAGCUACAGGUCUGGCUCAGUGCGCUGAACUCUGCUGGCAGCUGAGAGGGGAAGCCGGAAAAAGGCAAGUUCCUGGUGCAAAGAUUGCUCUGCAGCAUAAUUUAGGCCUCGGAGGAGCAGUAGUUGUCACGCUGUACAAGAUGGGUUUUCCUGAAGCUGCCAGUUCUUUUAGAACUCAUCAAAUUGAGGCUGCUCCAACCAGCUCUGCAGUUGAUGGAUUUAAGGCAAAUCUUGUCUUUAAGGAGAUUGAGAAGAAGCUUGAAGAGGAAGGGGAGCAGUUUGUGAAGAAAAUCGGUGGUAUUUUUGCCUUCAAGGUGAAGGAUGGCCCUGGAGGUAAAGAAGCCACCUGGGUGGUGGACGUGAAGAAUGGCAAAGGAUCAGUGCUCCCUAACUCAGAUAAGAAGGCCGACUGCACAAUUACAAUGGCUGACUCGGACUUACUGGCUUUGAUGACUGGUAAAAUGAAUCCUCAGUCGGCCUUCUUUCAAGGUAAAUUGAAAAUCACUGGCAACAUGGGUCUGGCUAUGAAGUUACAAAAUCUUCAGCUUCAGCCAGGCAAAGCUAAACUGUGAAGAACUCUCUUUGCCUACCUUUGAAAAUCAAGAUGAGAUAUAUAGAUAUAUAUCCAUAUGUUUCAUUGUCAGAACUUAGAUUGAAACUACACAUUGGCAAAUAGCGUAUUUGUUUUUAAAUGGGUGCGACCAAUCCUGUUUUUCCUAAACUCUGGGUGAAUAGAACCUGAUGGUGUACUACUGCUUUGCUGAAUUGCAUACAACUGUGCAUUACAAAGUUAAUAUAGUAAUUAUGGUUUGGGGUAAAAUUGAGUUUUAGAAUAAAAUUAGGAAUAGCAAAAUCCAAAAACUAUGUAAACAAAAGCUCUCAUUUUGCUUAUAAAGUAUAUUUGAGGAUUAUUCUGCUGAAGAUUCAAUUUAAGUUUUCCUUGGGAGAACUAGGGAAGGAACAGAAUACCAGUAGCUGGCCAGUAAUUAGUGUUGUGCACUUAAUGACCUUAAUCUGUUUUCCAUUGAUAAUUUUAAAAAUUCUGUACUGGGAUGUUUUUUUAAAAAAAUCUUUACAGUUUUGCAUUUCAUGCCAUCAAAACAGUAUUUUCUUCCCAAAUCAAAGAAGUAUGAUCAAGGCUUGGGAGAAAAAAUAUAUAGCUGAACACAGGCCUAUUUUUUAAAACAAAAAUAUUUUUAAGUGAGUUUCCUUCUUGGAAAAAAAUCAAUGUAUUAGAAUCAUAAAACACUGUUGUUAAAAAUAAUUGAACAAAUAAAGUUGGCUUUGAGAUGCACAGUUUUCAAAUUAUAAUCUCAUAUUAAUUUAAUUAAAUUUGUAGAACUCUCCUUCCUUUGUUAUAAUUUUCCCUUUUCAUAUGUUUAGUUUAACAAGCCACAUUUAAUUUACCUUCCUAGUUUUUUUUUAUUCAAUUUAAAGGAAUAUUGCUUUUUAUUCCUUUUUUUUAAAAGGUAAAUUUCAUAUCAGACUUUGGCAUGUGAUGUGUUUUCCCUACUUUUACCUUCCUAGUUUUUCUAAUGCUAAUGUUAUUUCUAUUAACUCGGUAAGAUAUAGGGUAAAAUAAUGUUUUUGGAAGAAUGUUUAAUAGAAAAUUAAAAUAGCUCUUCCUCA